AGAAAGCCUUUUUGUGGAAAUCUGCAGACUCCAUCCAUUCCUGAGGAAUUGGCAAGCCUUUUGGUGGAAAAGUUCAAUGCGCGGUUCGGAUACGGGUGGGCUAGUAAACGAACACUGCCCCUUUUGCCCUAUUGAGCACCAUGAUGCGGAAACGUGGUAGCUUCCACACCUAAUCUAAACCCCUGCGUCUCCCUUGUCCCUCUCUGGUUCAAGAAAAAAUGGCUCAACUAAACCAGUCGAUUCAGAAACGAAAAAGAACCAGAUUUUCUCGUACAACUCAAACAUCCGUAGGUGUUGAUUUGGCACUCGAUUAGUAUCUUUAUAUGGAUAGAGAAAGUGGUCAACAAGCAUCCCAAAUCUUUGCGCACUUUGGCAGUUUCCUGCGAAAAUGCAUAUUCCAGAUUCUGUCUGUCGGUCCAGUCCCUAGCCACAUUGCCUUUGUCAUGGAUGGGAAUCGAAGGUAUGCGAAGAAGAAGAAUUUGGUUGAAGGCGCUGGCCACAAGAUUGGGUUUUUGGCUCUUAUGUCUAUGCUCCAAUACUGUUAUGAGUUGGACGUCAAAUACGUAACCAUUUAUGCUUUCAGCAUUGAUAAUUUCAAAAGACAUCCGGAAGAAGUACAAUCUAUCAUGGAGUUGAUAGAGCAAAAGAUUGAGGGGUUAAUUAAAGAAGAGAGCAUAGUGAACCGCUAUGGCAUUAGGGUUUACUUUGUUGGAAACCUUAAACUCUUGAAUAAAUCUGUGAGGUUGGCGGCUGAGAGGGCUAUGGCGGCCACUGCUGGUAACUCCAAAGCAAUUUUGUCCAUCUGUGUUGCCUACACUUCCACUGAUGAGAUUGUGCAUGCAGUUCAAGAAUCUUGUGAACAAAAAUGGGAUGAUAUCAAAGUACUUGAAGCAAGUGGCACGGGAUACGAUAUAAUUGGACUUGGAGUGAAUGAGAUGAACCAUGAAGUGGAUGCUAUUACUGUGUUAAAUAUUGAGAAGCAUAUGUAUAUGGCAGUUGCACCGGAUCCUGAUAUCUUGAUUCGUACUUCUGGUGAGACUCGUUUAAGCAAUUUUCUCUUAUGGCAGAGUGCUUAUUCCCUUUUAUAUUCUCCAUCUGUGCUUUGGCCGGAGAUUGGUUUCUGGCAUUUGUUUUGGGCAGUUUUGGACUUCCAAAGGAACUUUUCUUAUUUGGAGGAGAGAAAGAAAAUCAUACGAAUUUCACAGGUUGAUAGACACUGCUCAACUUCUCGACCAUAAUGUGGUUGAUCUGGUUUUGAUGAUGGUAAUCCUGCUCCAUAUUUCGUAUUCACAACAGCAUCAGACACGGGUUUGGACUUAUUUCACACCCAUGCUCUUCGUGUGAGGCUGAGAAUUUAACAUCAAUGUUCGUACAUGGCUAUACAAUGUUUGAUUCUUUGCUGCAGAAGAAGUGAAAUGCUGUAGGAAUCCUAUUUCAAAAUAAACCUGGGUCUUUAAGUAAUAGACGGAGUGGAUGCACUGGGCCUGUUGUCUUUCCUAAGCUGAAAACACAACAUAUUGACUGAUUCGGCGGAAAGUUUCAAAAGGAGAGAUUAUUGUUCAGGUCCUUCGUGUUUUGAGGAAGCAAAUUUAUCGGAAACAGGUACAAGUGUUGUCUGUUACUCUGUUUAGUGCUGAUACAAAGUUGGGCCACGGCAACUGUUUCACUCUAUGCUUCAUGCGCGAAAACCUAAUGUGCCACUUAGACCAACAGUUCAACCAAGUAUUGCUGUAUCGAUGAUCUGUAUCUGAAAAUUGAUCCGUAUCUGAAUGUUUUGCAUGUAUGUUUCUCCUGCAUUGAUCCGUAUCUGCAAAAAUUGAAGGGCACCUCUCAACGUGUUUGGUAUUCUUGAUGAAAGACGAGGCUCUAUGGAUGCUUAGUGGUUUAGCCAUGGUUGCAUUACUGGUUUGCCUGGAGCAGCAGGGGAAGAAUGGGACUUGGUGUUCAAAGGUUCACUGCAUGCUGCAGCCAAAGAUGGGACUUGGUUUAGCCAUGGUUGUAUUUCUGGCUUUUAAGAGUGUCCAUUGAGUCGCCACUGUAAAUCCAUAUUGGAAGUGUCUGAGUAUGGGAUCUUAGUCUGUAACCUUUAAGUAUGAUCUCAGUUCUGAAAACAAAGCAACAGUAGAGUGUUGAUUUCUUUUUCUUUUUCCCUAUUUUUGGUCAGUGGUUUUACCAGGUUGUUGGUGUUAAAUAUGCUAUAUAUGAAGGAAUGGUAGGCAGAAGAAAACAAUGGGUUAAUUAGAUUCACAUUUUAUUGUUUGGAUUAAAGC
Molecule: messenger RNA, 2270 nt
Organism: Rhododendron vialii
Lineage: Eukaryota; Viridiplantae; Streptophyta; Magnoliopsida; Ericales; Ericaceae
Product: dehydrodolichyl diphosphate synthase CPT3-like
Exons: 3
Coding region: 324-1238 (304 amino acids)
Biological process (GO): polyprenol biosynthetic process
Cellular component (GO): endoplasmic reticulum
Source: RefSeq, a predicted model, not a curated record